AGACACUAGAUGCCAUCGUAGUGUAGUAAGAUAUUUAUGCAAUCGAAAAAAGUGACCUUAAAUUCUGAUUUUCUCCCACGAAGCUUGUUUAGAACUGUGAAAUGCAUUGUAUUUGAGUAAACCUACUUAUUAUUAGUUCUUGGACUUGACAAUACAAAACUCAAAAGGUUGAGGUACAAAUACGAAACCCUGAACGAAAAAACCACACUCGACUGUCAUCGACAAAUCUUCCUUGUCGAUAAGGCUUUGUAUCAGAAUGUCUAGCUACCUCGGAGGCCCACAAAACCUCACUUCUUUCCACAAUGCAUUAGAUGGAUUCAAAAGAAAGCCUUUUGAAGAUACACUUGACAAUGUAAAACGCAGGAAGGCUGACGCUGAUGUGCCUAGUUACGCUGGCACAGGCCUUAAAAGAACGCCAUCCUACGACGCACCUCCCGAUUCUCAAACAGAGGAUGCUCCUGUUAACAAGUAUAUCGCAGAUGUUGAUCAGCAUGAGGAGGAUGAACUGUCAAAGAUUGACUGGUCCAAUGGACGGCGCCGAACGAUUGCAGGACUGCUCACCUGUUUGUACGACAGGAGGAGAGAAAGAGAAUUCACACCACAGGCCAAACCAGUGAAGAAGAAAGUUCGUUUCGUGCGCGAUGAAAAAUUGGUUAAAACUCGAUUUUUUGAAAUGGACGAAGAAGAAAGAGCAAAUGUGUACAAGAACAAAAUUCAGGCGGAACAACUUGGUAUAGACUUGAAGCAGUUAUCGGCGGAAGAAGAACGGAGGAGCUUGGAACAAGCUGCCCAGAACGAAUUAAACCACCAUGUGGAAAGUACCGAUGAAAAUCCCUGGUUUUCACCGCCUCGAAUUGCCCGACUUCCGGCACCUUUGGUUGAACGCGGAUUCGACAGUGUAGAGAAGCUGGUUUUUCAUGCAAGACAAAUGACUACGCUCUCCGCACUGUAUCUUAACAGAGAAAACCUCCCAGAUAGUCCAGAAGAGCCAACUGAAUCUCUGCCGACAUCAAGUGUAAAACAUGUCCUGCUAGUGAGGCCAGGGAUGAACAUGAAACAGCCACUGCCCGCCGAAAUAAUCCCUAGCGGCCCCUUACCGGAAGUGCCUGAGUUACCUCCAGCACCAGCUCCGGUUACACCUACCUUUACCGUUCAGCCAGUCACUGCAGCAGCUCCGGUGAAUAGCACGUCGCACAAUACGUUUCCGGUCGGUCAGUUGCUUCCGCCGAAUGGUCUAGCGUUGCCGGCAGAUCCAGUUUCCAGACCUGCACAGCUUGUUGCUCCGAUGUCAGCACCAAAGUCCACAGGAUUUGGAGAUAUUGCUCAUUCAUCUUCCGCAGUUCCAUCCUUUGCACCCUCUAGGCCUUCUUUUCUACCGGCGCCAAUAGAUGCUUCCUUUCGCGCACAAGGAAGCGGAAAUUCUGCCUUCCAGCCGUCGUUUAACGGAAUUCCACAGUAUCAAGUUGCCGGUGGACGAACGGACGGAUACAGCCCGAUUGCACCGGCGCCCCUGCCCUCUGCACCGUCCACUCGACAACCCGAUUAUCGUCCUGCCUUCCCUGCCCACAAUGUUCGCCACAAUGGGCCUGCUCCCCCCGUCCGGCAUGAUACUAACGGUUUUCGACCACAUGCCGGCGAUUUCGGUAGCCGUGGUCCACAGCAACGGCCGCCUGCGCGAGUGUGCCAAUAUCAACAUUUGCCCGGAGGUUGCCGGAAUGGAAAUGCCUGCCGCUUCCUACAUGUCUCCUCGAAACCGUAACCUUGGCAGCUUCUUGCGUUAUUAUUCUGGUGCAUGAGUUUGUUCACUUGUUUGGUGACGUACGGUGGGGUUUGGCAUUUGUUGGUGUCAAUAUGGACGAUGAGAUUUCGUUAUUUUCCUAGGGUGACCAGUGCUAUCGUCUAGCUAACACUAUGGUUUUUGAAUCUAAGCAAUCUAAUUUUAUAAAAGGACGAACAUGUGGUACCUUGAUUUCACAAAUGUUUGAACUGCCUGGUACGAUUCUGAUGGUAUCGUAUUAAUAUCAUGAUUAUUAUUAAUUUUGGAAAUACUACCAUACCGUAAUUUACUGAACUUGAUAAACUG
This is a messenger RNA of Paramacrobiotus metropolitanus, 2083 nucleotides long. Its product is annotated as serine/threonine-protein phosphatase 1 regulatory subunit 10-like. Lineage: Eukaryota; Metazoa; Tardigrada; Eutardigrada; Parachela; Macrobiotidae. The record is from RefSeq and is a predicted model, not a curated record. The transcript is spliced from 6 exons. The coding region runs from base 257 to 1759 and encodes 500 amino acids. Gene Ontology annotation, molecular function: metal ion binding.